UGUGUCUUUGAGCGAGCCGUGAGUCAUCUGACGGCGUUUCUGUUAGACAAGUAAAGUGAGGUGCGGGCCUGCGGAGUGUUUGUUUUGAGUAUUUGAUUGCAACCCAGCUCCAGCACAUCAUUACUUCUAUUUCGCAUUCAAGUGAUAUCCCUCAACCGUCGUACCAUGUACAGCAAUUUCCAGCCUGCGGAGCCUGAUUUGACAGCAGGAAUAGGCUUGUUGGCACAUUUAAACAUCGAAGAGUUGAAGGACAUAGUUAACAACGAUGGGAAAUUCGAGGAAUUGCUUAAGGAUUUUAAACAGAACAAGACACAUGACUCUGAAAAGGAGCUUUUGCUGGCAAGCAACCGAUCACUGGCCGAUUUCAAUCUUACAUAUGAGCCAAAAUUAAGGGAAGGCAAGGAAAAAUUGCUGGAGCUUUCAGAAAAAGCACAACAGCUUUGCCAAAAUGUUCAAGGAAAAACUGCUGAACUAGCACAAAAAUCUGGAAAUGUGUCCCUGGAUUCAGCUCUAGACAUUCUGAAGGCAGCAGCUGCUGAAAGCGAAGAGGAAUCGGAUGCGUUGGCUGAGCAGUAUUUGUCCUCGGAUAUCGAUCUAGAUCAAUUCAUCGAACAAUUUCUAGUGAAGAGAAAACAAAUGCAUUUGAGAAGAGUCAAGGCAGACAAGAUGGCUGAGAUUUUAGCAUCACCGGCAGAGUCGUAUCCACCGCCAAUUCCUGCGAGGCUGCCCUACCCUGCGCAACCAACCCCUUAUCCGAUGUCAAAUAAUAAUAUGCCCUAUCCCCCAUAUUAGCUAGUUUAUUGCCUUCAAUCAAAGAACCUCAUGAUGUUAGAAAGUAAAGCUUUUCAAACAUUACAUCUUUUAGUUGUUGAAAACACAAAAUGGCAUUGAAAACAGUCAAAUUUGAGGUGCAAUAAAAUUCAAAUAUUAUUUCAUAA
Molecule: messenger RNA, 938 nt
Organism: Cloeon dipterum
Lineage: Eukaryota; Metazoa; Arthropoda; Insecta; Ephemeroptera; Baetidae
Gene: Vps37B
Product: vacuolar protein sorting 37B
Exons: 5
Coding region: 166-792 (208 amino acids)
Biological process (GO): ubiquitin-dependent protein catabolic process via the multivesicular body sorting pathway; protein targeting to vacuole; protein targeting to membrane
Cellular component (GO): ESCRT I complex
Source: RefSeq, a predicted model, not a curated record